Molecule: messenger RNA, 3743 nt
Organism: Pteropus alecto (black flying fox)
Lineage: Eukaryota; Metazoa; Chordata; Mammalia; Chiroptera; Pteropodidae
Gene: SLC45A3
Product: solute carrier family 45 member 3
Exons: 7
Coding region: 757-2418 (553 amino acids)
Biological process (GO): transmembrane transport
Cellular component (GO): membrane
Molecular function (GO): sucrose:proton symporter activity
Source: RefSeq, a predicted model, not a curated record
UGGAGAUUUAAAAGCCGCCGGCUGGCGCGCGCGGGGCCAAGAGGGGGUCGAGGUCGUCGGCUCCGGCCCCAGUGACAGCUGCUCGCCUCAGCCAGGUCUCCUGGCUGGCCAGCACAGCUUCUUUCUGGGGUGUCCCAGGGUCGCUUGUGGAGCUGCCAUGAGGGUGGAGCUGAUUUGGGGAGUGCAGUAUGCUGGAUUUUACUAGAGGGCCUGGGAGAGCUCGACUGGGAGAACCAGAUUCUGGGGUCCAGCGCUGUGUGGAGGAAUGGGGGUCCUUCCUACCUUGAAGUCUUGCAGCCUCUACCUGCGUUUGCUCCCCACCCUCGGUCCUGGCCUGGGGCAAGACAGCCACGGGUAGGGUGUGUAUUGGGGCGAUUGGCCUGGAGUCACCCCACCCCUUUCUGCCGCUGAGUCAUUACCCCUUUGGCUAGCCUACCCCGGCCCCAGUUUCCUCCUCUGCGGGGAGGGGCUGCCCAGCUGGGGAGGGCCGAGGAGCCGCUCCCCUGGAGCUGUGAGAAAGCAGCGCUGUCUUUGAUCUGAGUGCUAUAUCCCCCACCGAGGCACCCCAUGGCAACAGGCAUUUAGCAUGGGCUGAGAAGCUGGACUUGCACGGAAGGCUGGCAGAAAUGGCCUCCUGGCUGGGUCCUAGGCAGUUGGCGGCAGCAAAGAGAAGUGGCCUGAGCAUCUGGAGCAGGGCUGGGACGAAACAGCGCUGGAGUGAGUGACCAGGCCGGAGCCCUACCUGCCUGACCCACCAUGGUCCAGAGGCUGUGGGUGAGCCGCCUGCUGCGGCAUCGGAAGUCCCAGCUCCUACUGGUGAACCUGAUGACCUUCGGCUUGGAGGUGUGCCUGGCCGCAGGUAUCACCUACGUGCCACCCCUGCUGCUGGAGGUGGGGGUUGAAGAGAAGUUCAUGACCAUGGUGCUGGGCAUCGGUCCAGUGCUGGGCUUGGUCUCGGUCCCACUCCUAGGCUCAGCCAGUGACCACUGGCGUGGGCGCUAUGGUCGCCGGAGGCCCUUCAUCUGGACCCUGUCCCUGGGCGUCCUUCUGAGCCUCUUGCUCAUCCCGAGGGCUGGCUGGCUUGCCGGUCUGCUGUGCCCGGACGCCAGGCCCCUGGAGUUGGCACUGCUGAUCCUGGGCGUGGGGCUGCUGGACUUCUGUGGCCAGGUGUGCUUCACUCCACUGGAAGCCCUGCUCUCUGACCUCUUCCGGGACCCAGACCACUGUCGCCAGGCCUUCUCCGUGUAUGCCUUCAUGAUCAGCCUCGGGGGCUGCCUGGGCUACCUCCUGCCUGCCAUCAACUGGGAUGCCAGCGCCCUGGCCCCCUACCUGGGCACCCAGGAAGAGUGCCUCUUUGGCCUGCUCACUCUCAUCUUCCUCACUUGUGUGGCAGCCACGCUCUUUGUGACUGAAGAGGCCGCGCUGGGCCCAGCCGAGCCAGCAGAAGGGCUCUCGGCCGCCUCUGGGCCACCCCGCUGCUGCCCAGGCCGUGCUCGCCUGGCCUUCUGGAACCUGGCCGCCCUGUUUCCCCGGCUGCACCAGCUCUGCUGCCGCGUGCCACGCACCCUGCGCCGCCUCUUCGUGGCUGAGCUGUGCAGCUGGACGGCGUUCAUGACCUUCACACUGUUUUACACGGACUUUGUGGGCGAGGGGCUGUACCAGGGGCUGCCCAGGGCUGAACCAGGCACCGAGGCCCGGAGACGCUACGAUGAAGGGGUCCGGAUGGGCAGCCUGGGGCUGUUUCUGCAGUGUGCCAUCUCCCUGCUCUUCUCUCUGGUCAUGGACCGGCUCGUGCAGAGAUUCAGCACACGGGCAGUCUACCUGGCCAGUGUGGUGGCUUUCCCGGUGGCUGCUGGCGCCACGUGCCUGUCCCACAGCAUGGCUGUGGUGACCGCUUCAGCCGCCCUCACCGGGUUCACCUUCUCUGCCCUGCAGAUCCUGCCUUACACGCUAGCCUCCCUCUACCACCGAGAGAAGCAGGUGUUCCUGCCCAAAUACCGCGGAGACACUGGAGGUGGUGCCAGCGAGGACAGCCUGACGACGAGCUUCCCGUCGGGCCCCAAGGCUGGAUCCCCCUUCCCCAGCGGACAUGUGGGUGCUGGAGGCAGCGGCCUGCUCCCAUCUCCGCCCACGCUCUGUGGGGCCUCUGCCUGUGAUGUCUCCAUGCGUGUGGUGGUGGGUGAGCCGCCCGAGGCCAGGGUUGUUCCAGGCAGGGGCAUCUGCCUGGACCUUGCCAUCCUGGACAGUGCCUUCCUGCUGUCGCAGGUGGCCCCAUCCCUGUUUAUGGGCUCCAUUGUUCAGCUCAGCCAGUCUGUCACUGCCUAUAUGGUGUCAGCUGCAGGCCUGGGUCUGGUUGCCAUUUACUUUGCUACACGGGUAGUAUUUGACAAGAGCGACUUGGCCAGAUACUCAGUGUAGAGUACUUCCUACCCAAUGAGGGAGGGCCUGUCUUAUUGGGUCCCAGCUCCCCAUUUUCUAGGCUCCAGGUAGCCUCCUAGGGCUGCAGGGCUGGCCUCCCAGUGUUUAUUGCUGCCAAAGUGGUAUGACUCUCUGUUGCCACCCUGUGGCAGUAAGGUGCAUAGCUGCACAGAUCCAGCACUGGGGCUUCCCUCCCACCUCUGCCCAGUCUUAAGGGCUGGCUGACUGGUACCUCUCCGAAUGGUCUUCAGUCUGGACUUCUACAGGGAGAGAAGGGUGGGGCAUUUGGUUAGUGCCAUGCACUGGAAUGCAGGACUCUAGGGAGAUUAUCCAGGCUCAGGGUCAACAGCUAGUAUCCUGGUCAAGACAUACCCAGAGAAGGGGUUUGGGGAGCUGAGUAAACUCAAUCACCAGCUCUCCCAUCUCCAAGCCCCCUUAUCUUGUAGGAUUCCCCAUAUGUUGCUCUUGCAUGGGAGUUUCUAGUGUGGAACUCUCCUCCACAGCAUUUGAAAGUAUGAAAGUUACUUGGGGGGGCUGAGUCCUGAGGGAGAAGAUGCUGCCUGGCCCCACAGCACUGCCCGUUCAUUGAUUUCCCCAGCCCUACAUUUUAUCAGGACAUGGUUUAUUGGCCUCUGUGUCGCCAUCAUAGGGACAUGGGCCUUUAAAUAUUUAAGUUAUUUAUUUAAAUAGAGGGAAAUCGAUUCCCAGCUCUGCCAUGCUGGUGUCUAGGAGGUGACGACCCCAACAACUGGGUCCCCUGAGGUGGCUGGUUAUUGGGCUAAGCAUUGCCAGAAUCUCCUCCUAGAGUGACUGGUCUGGCCCCAAAACUGCCUAGCCCAGGAGCUUGGAAGCUCCGCUCACCCCAACUCCUCUUAUCCAAGGUCGGGGGAAGGUGGAGGGUGGGGAUCCAGGUCUUAGCAGCCUUCCUGGUCUCCCAUCCCCUCUUGGCCCAGCCUGCCCCCACCCCAGUCCCCUCUGCUCCCUCUAGGACUAGGCUGAUGAAGAAGCUGCCCACCCCCCACCUUUCCCCACUGGCUCCAUAGCCCUCUCUUAGGGGCUGUUCUGGAACCGGAAGCACCCAGUGUAGCUCCUCGAACCUUUAUCUGUCUCAGCCCCCAGGGCAUAUCUGUGCUUGGCAACUCUGGCACAAAAUCUCAGGAGCACCCCUUGCCUGGGCUAAGGAGGUCUUAUCUCUGCAGGGGGUUUAAGUGCCAUUUGCAAUAAUGUCAUGUCUUAUUUAUUUAGGGGAGUAAAUAUUUUAUACUGUAUGUGAUCAAUCAGAGUAUAAUGUUUAUGGUGAUGAAAUUAAAGUCUUAUAUGUUUAA